UCCGCCGAGGCCCGCGGGAACGGCGCGUGAGAGCGAGCGGGGAGCGCGGCUGUAACGGGGCAGCUGAUUGGUGGGGCUGGCACAAGCAGGAGGGAACUGAUUGGCAGGGCGGGUCCUGGUCUUCCCCGUGCUGCCCACGUGUUUGUGCCCGGGUGCCAGGGCGGGGCCAGGGCAGGGCCUCGGCGGUGCUGGCAGCAGGACGGGACAGUGCGGGCAGCCAUGGGCGCUGGGACGGAGCCGGCAGAGGCGCGUUGUGACCCGUCUGAGGGGAGGGUGUACCUGGACUACAACGCCACCACCCCGCUGGCCCCCGAGGCAGCCCAGGCCGUGCAGGAUGCCCUGAGCCAGGCUUGGGGCAACCCCAGCAGCGCUCACCCUGCAGGCAGGAAGGCCAAGGAGCUGAUUGGCAGAGCCAGGGAGAGCCUGGCACAGAUGGUGGGGGCCCGGCCUGAGGACAUCGUGUUCACCUCGGGGGGCACGGAGGCCAACAACAUGGUGAUCCACACUGCCCGCAGGCACUUCCUCGAGAGCCAGCCCGGGGACAGCCCGGGGACACCGCACAUCGUGACAUCCAGUGUGGAGCACGACUCCAUCCGCCUGCCCCUGGAGCAGCUGGGCAAGGACAGCCUGGCAGAAGCCACCUUUGUGCCCGUGUCCCCGCAGAGCGGGCGGGCCGAGGUGGACGAUGUCCUCGCUGCCAUCCGGCCCAACACCUGCCUGGUGUCCCUCAUGUUGGCCAACAACGAGACCGGCGUCAUCAUGCCCGUGGCGGAGCUGAGCCAGCGCGUCAGAGCCCUCAACCAGCGCAGGGCGGGGCAGGGGCUGCCCCGGGUGCUGCUGCACACGGACGCGGCCCAGAUGAUCGGCAAGGGGCGUGUGGACGUGCAGGAGCUGGGCGUGGACUAUCUCACCAUCGUGGGGCACAAGUUCUAUGGCCCCCGCAUCGGUGCCCUGUACGUGCGCGGCCCCGGCAGCACGGCCCCCCUGCACCCCCUGCUCUUCGGGGGGGGACAGGAGAGGAGCUUCCGCCCAGGCACCGAGAACACCCCGAUGAUCGCUGGCCUGGGCCAGGCUGCAGAGUUGGUGAGCAAGAACUGGGAGGCCUACGAGGCUCAUAUGCGGGAUGUCCGGGAUUACCUGGAGGCCAGGCUGGAGGCCUCCUUUGGGAAGGAGAAGAUCCACUUCAACAGUCGCUUUAAGGGCUCCAAGCGACUCUGCAACACCUCUAACUUCUCCAUCCUGGGACCAGGCCUCCAAGGGCACAGGGUGCUGGCUCACUGCAAGGUGCUGCUGGCCAGCGUGGGGGCCGCCUGCCACUCGGACAAGGGGGAGCGGCCCUCCCCGAUCCUGCUGGGCUGUGGGAUCCCCCCCGCCGUGGCCCAGAACGCCCUGCGGCUCAGCGUGGGCCGGCACACCUCGCGGGCAGACGUGGACCUGGCGGUGCAGGACCUGCUGCAGGCGGUGGCACAGCUGGAGCAGCACCACGCUCCGUAGCCCUGGGCACCCUCCCGGCCAUCACCCAGUGGGCACAACUCCUCCUGCCAGCUCCUCCUGCUCUUCAAGGAAACAGUGGUCGGGGCAGCUGUCACUGUGCCAGUGCCUGAGGAAGCCUGUCCCCCUGGCACCGGGGGUCAGCGACGUGGGAGGACGUGGGUGUCACACAGACCUGGGCUGGCUGGGGUCAGGGAACCUGCUCUCCGGGGUAUUCAUAGGAAUAAAAGUAAUUGCUGCUGCUGUGGCUUUUUCCAAGUAAAA
Molecule: messenger RNA, 1755 nt
Organism: Pseudopipra pipra
Lineage: Eukaryota; Metazoa; Chordata; Aves; Passeriformes; Pipridae
Gene: SCLY
Product: selenocysteine lyase
Exons: 14
Coding region: 220-1494 (424 amino acids)
Source: RefSeq, a predicted model, not a curated record